UUUUGUAAAUAAAAGUUUCUGAUAGCAAAUAAAAUUGUUUACUAUGCUAUUUGCAAAAUAUAAUUUAUAAACUUUAUAUCAACUAAAACGUUUAUUAUAUUCAUAUGUACGCUUUUUACUCUUUUGUAACUGUGCAAAUUGCAGAAGUUUUGAUUCUGAGUAAAUACAGAAAUAUGUUUAAUAUCGAUAUGCAUUCGAGAUAUUUAAUAAGUCACUUUUUGCUGGUUUCGGACGUGUAUAACGUUUGAAUCUAUAAAUUAUAAUUGCAGAAAACAUGACACAUACCAAAAAAUGAAUCCUUACUGGUAUAUUACCAACAAAGACUGUUGUAAAAUUAAUGCCAUGGAUGAGAUAAAAUAACAUUAUUUUAUAUACACGAAUUCAUGAGUAAUGUCGUCGCUUAUUCUUUCGCACGACUCACAUUUAAUGAUGUUAGAAAUUGCUGUGGAAAAUUUGUUUGUUCCUUGGACCACGACAUUUGACAAAGUCAUUUUGAAGAAGACAAUCGUCACGUUUCGCAUAUUGGACGAGGAUUGGAUAUCUCUGUCGCCAAACCGGCAAGAUUAUCGUCCUUAUCAAGGUUCCAAUUAUGAGAACGAAAAAUUUUACGGUGGCAUAUCCGUUGUCUUCUCCGUGCCGACAGAUUUCUUUAAAAAAGAAGCAAGUGGCGUCGAUGUUCAGUUUUAUGUUCGGAAGGAAGUGUGCAAGUAUUUUAAGACGGCCUCACGCCAAAAAACUGGCUUCGCCGCUGUGCCGGUCGAUAAUCUGUUGAACAGCAUCGCCAAACAGGUCCGCGAGCGGAACGAAUUGGCAGAACAUUUGUCGGACUUCUAUAAACGGCAGAUUAUUUCGAGGUGAUAACGCUGAAAACCGAGGAAUCGCUGAUAUUGUUCAGGGAGGAAACUUUCUAUCUCGUCGAAAACUUUCCAAACCUAUUAUCCGAUCGCAUUUGUCCCGCAUUUGGGAAAUAUUGGAAAUUGAUUGUCGAAAAAGAGCUAACGUUACAAAUGUGUUACUACCUAGUAUUUCGUUAUGUCAGCGUUAUAAGAAUUACUUUUGUCAAUAAUAUAAAAUGUAUGAUUAUCAUAUAUUAGAGUGUUAGGCAUUUUGAAAAAAGAAAUGUGAUCGACCGGGAAAUCCGUAAAAAAAGCUGUGCACUUUCUUUGAAGUAUUUUUCUUUUCCUUUCAAGGGAAGUACGCUUAGUGAAGGACGUCCUGUGGUAUAAUUCUAGAGGCUUAAUAAUAUUGUGACUAUGCUAUUUAAGGUCUAUGAUGGGAACGUACACUUUGUUGGACGAGAACUUCCGGAAUACCGCUGCCACGAUUUCGCUCUACAUUCGGAUCAGUUAUCUCGGCAAAUGUCUCAUAACAGAGAUCACGCGAGUCAAAAGUAUACGUGAAGCGUUUUACAUUCGCGGAGACGCGGACGAGAAACAGCCGUAUAUCUCUCGGCAAAUGAUAUCGAAGGAGCUUCAAAGCGGUCACUGGGAUGACGAUGCUUUGCCUCCUGUUCCUCACGAUCGUUUAAUAUGCCGCUGUGAGGAGCUCGUUAAAAAGGAGGCCGCGGAUUUAACCAGUAAUGAAGUCAAUCGCUUUUGACAAGAUACUAUUAUAAAAUCUAUAUAUUUCGAAAAACAUGAGAAGAUAUCUUGCUUACAACGUAAAACUCUCUUUUAACUAAAGUACUGUUUUAAAUAAAGCAGUAAUAUUACCUCAACAGCUGGAAUAGAGCCUUUUUACAAGACGUAUGUUUACACAAAACAGAGAGUAAAAGUCUGUUUUUUAUAAUAAGUUCCUUUAAAAUAAGUGAUUCAUUAUUCUGGUGGGUUUCAUACAUCUUCAUAAAAUAAUCUAGAAAAUAAGCUAGGUAGAUUAUACCUAAGACUAAACGACGUGAUUGCAAACAAAUUCAUAGAUCGAUACGUAACUGUUGUCGGUGAUAAGAGAAGUUGCUACAGCUGUCGCUGCAAUUGCCACGAUUGCUGUAGCAGAUGUCACUGUUACAAUAAAAACAACUACUAUUGACGGAUUUGCAAAUUUUACUUAUCUGCAGAUUUUUAUUACAGAAAUUACUGCGACUACGGCCGCAAUUAAAAAAAGAAAAGCAAGAAAACGAAAACCUGUUGAUGCAGUUGUAGACUCUACUGAUAUUUCCAUUGCAAAAGAUGCUGCAAAGAAAAGAGAAGCACCUACUGAUUAUGGGGAAUUAGACGGUAGAACAAAUGCAGACGCAGAUGUGGACACAAAUGCAUAUGUGAGAACUAUGAGACCAAUAAUGAGACCAACAAUGGAGACCAAUAAUGAUGUAAUUCAUGACGAACAAGCCGAUAUUCGUAGAAAGGAUCCUAUGUAUUAUUCAAUUAAAGGUAAAUAUAAUUUAAGAAGUUAAGCCGUUUUGAAAAUUUUUAUCUUAUUUUAAGUAAAAAUCUUUUCUCUGUUAAA
This is a messenger RNA of Monomorium pharaonis (pharaoh ant), 2442 nucleotides long. RefSeq lists its product as uncharacterized. The transcript is spliced from 2 exons. Lineage: Eukaryota; Metazoa; Arthropoda; Insecta; Hymenoptera; Formicidae. The record is from RefSeq and is a predicted model, not a curated record. Bases 391 to 858 code for a protein of 155 amino acids.